UGAAGCAUCAUGGGAGGUGGCAGAUGGACGAGCCGGCCGUGGGCCAAUCAGAGCCUGUGACACACACACACACACACACACACACACACACACACACACACACACACACACACACACACACACACACACACACACACACACACACACACACACACACACACACACACACACACACACACACACACACACACACAUCAUGACCAUGGAACAAGGCUUCAGCUUAAAUAUGCUGAGGAAGCUGGCAGCGGACCCGGACUACAGGGACGUGUCCCUCCCGGCGGUGGACCGGGUCCGGCUGCUCAGCAGGAUGGGCAGCCGGGUGGAGCUGAGCGAGGACGUGCCCCCCCGACACUACCUGCGUUCCGGGGUGGAGAUGGAACGCAUGGCGAGUGUCUACCUGCAGGAGGGCCGCCUGGAGAACGCCUACGUGCUCUACAACAAGUUCAUCACUCUGUUUGUGGAGAAGCUGCCUGCGCACAGAGACUACCAGCAGUGCAGCCUGCCGGAGAAGCAGCUCAUCAUGAAGAAACUGCAGGAAGUGGCGUUUCCUCGUAAAGACGAGCUGAAGAAACUUCUGCAGGAGAAAUACAGCCUCGAGCACAGCGAGUACCUGAGGGCCCAGGCAGCGACAGCAGAGGCAGAGGGGCGUGGCCUGCAGCUGCAACAGCUCUCCUUAUUGGGCGAUGACAGGGGGCGGGGCCAGGAGGAAAACAGGGGGUGGGGCCUGCAGCUU
Notothenia coriiceps (black rockcod) is the source of this 733-nucleotide messenger RNA. RefSeq names its product AMSH-like protease. The annotation marks the transcript as partial. Gene Ontology annotation, cellular component: membrane; endosome. Gene Ontology annotation, biological process: protein K63-linked deubiquitination. The transcript is spliced from 5 exons. NCBI's taxonomy places the organism in Eukaryota, Metazoa, Chordata, Actinopteri, Perciformes, Nototheniidae. Gene Ontology annotation, molecular function: K63-linked deubiquitinase activity. The record is from RefSeq and is a predicted model, not a curated record.